GGGAGAUUCAGAUCCACACACAUCCGCAUCCCUCUCUCCUCGGUUUCCUCUCCCACCACCAACCCCCAGAUCGCAGCGAUCUCCGCCGCCGCCCUCUCAGGGAUUCCGCGCGACAAAGUCAGGCGUAGAGGCUCCAGGAGGAGGAGGGAGGCGCAGCAGGGCGGGUGGGGGAGAUGUUCCUCUGGGACUGGUUCUACGGGGUGCUGGCCUCCCUCGGCCUGUGGCAGAAGGAGGCCAAGAUCCUCUUCCUUGGCCUCGACAACGCCGGCAAGACCACGCUGCUCCACAUGCUCAAGGACGAGCGGUUGGUGCAGCACCAGCCGACGCAGCACCCGACGUCGGAGGAGCUCAGCAUCGGCAAGAUCAAGUUCAAGGCCUUCGACCUCGGCGGCCACCAGAUCGCGCGCCGCGUGUGGAAGGAUUACUACGCAAAGGUUGAUGCUGUAGUAUACCUGGUAGAUGCAUAUGAUAAGGAGCGAUUUGCUGAAUCAAAGAAAGAGCUCGAUGCUCUCCUGUCUGAUGAUUCUUUGGCCAAUGUUCCAUUUCUCAUCCUUGGCAACAAGAUUGAUAUCCCAUAUGCUGCCUCUGAAGAGGAGCUACGGUAUCACCUAGGCCUUAGCAACUUCACAACCGGGAAGGGCAAGGUCAACCUUGGCGACUCCAAUGUCCGUCCACUUGAGGUCUUCAUGUGCAGUGUUGUUCGCAAGAUGGGCUACGGUGAUGGUUUCAAGUGGGUCUCCCAGUACAUCAAGUAGGGCCCUCGCUGAGGGCGCAUGCUCAGCCCGGCGAAUUUUUUUGCCUUUUCGUUCCGGUUGGUUCGUGACGAGAACGAACGAUGGUCGCUAGGAAAGUAUCAUGGAGGGUACGAAGAGGAAAAACAGUGCUUAACAUUGUUGAACAUGUUGAAUCUUUAGCGUCAAAACAAUUUAUGUCG
Zea mays is the source of this 934-nucleotide messenger RNA. Its product is annotated as SAR-like protein. The record is from RefSeq and is marked provisional. Gene Ontology annotation, biological process: intracellular protein transport. Lineage: Eukaryota; Viridiplantae; Streptophyta; Magnoliopsida; Poales; Poaceae. Bases 174 to 755 code for a protein of 193 amino acids. Gene Ontology annotation, molecular function: GTPase activity; GTP binding. The transcript is spliced from 3 exons.